Molecule: messenger RNA, 454 nt
Organism: Colletotrichum godetiae
Lineage: Eukaryota; Fungi; Ascomycota; Sordariomycetes; Glomerellales; Glomerellaceae
Exons: 1
Coding region: 228-398 (56 amino acids)
Source: RefSeq, a predicted model, not a curated record
CUCUGUACGGACCACGUCUCCCUUACCCGGGGACGUGACAUGGGGAGACAUGGGGAGAAAGAAGCCUUGGUAAGGUGGGGGGCACCAAGGAAACCCAUUGACCAUUCGGACUAUUGCCUUACAGUCGUCCGUGUUCGUAGAUUGGCAGAAUUGUGACUAUGGUGCUGAGGAGGAAGGCAUCGACAGACGAGCCAAGCCAGUGUUGAGCAGCAGAUGCCCUACACGUCAUGAAUAGGUGUGCAUGGAAUUCUGCGUACUGCGGCCUCCCCGUGCAUGGCAGCAUCCAGAUGCCCAAGGAAAUUAGGCCAAAUUGGCUCCAGCUCUCGAGUGUGCAGCACUGCAGACGGCCAACGGACCGGACGGAGGACAAGGACGGCGUAGGAUGCUCGGUUCAGUAAGGGCUGUAUCCGUAUGGCCGGCCCCUAGCCAAGGCAAGCAAGGCCAUGUUAUUGUU